Molecule: messenger RNA, 3228 nt
Organism: Mycena citricolor
Lineage: Eukaryota; Fungi; Basidiomycota; Agaricomycetes; Agaricales; Mycenaceae
Source: the annotation of a GenBank genome assembly
UCCGGAAAGCCAAGGCCUUGUCUGCGCUUCCGUAUACAUUCUGCUCUUGAUCCUAUUCAUCCCGUUCGCGUUCUCGGAUUCGAUCUCCGGUCUUGCCAAUGCAUCGAAGGUCCGAGAGGGUCUUUCGGUCAUUGAAUUUCCGCAUCAUCAGCUUGCGGUCUAUCUCUCGUCGCUGUUGUCCUUGAUGAUCGCCACAGUACUUGGCUUUCUAGACGACGUGUUCGACAUUCGCUGGAGACACAAAAUUCCGAUUCCGAUCAUAGCUUCUAUUCCGUUGCUGAUGGUUUACUACGCUGAGCGGGGUAACACUCAUGUCGUGGUUCCGCUGCCACUCCGGUCCUUAUUUGGCAAUUUGGUCAACCUCGGGCCACUUUACUAUCUGUAUAUGUCACUUUUGAGCACGUUUUCGACGAACAGCUUCAAUAUUUUGGCUGGAAUCAAUGGCGCGGAAGUCAGCCAAGCGUUGAUCAUCGCCGUCUCUGUCAUCCUGAACGAUCUCCUGUUUCUUCCCUGGCCGCUGGACUUCAGAAUACCUCUGCAUUUGCUUGGCGGCCGUGCUGAGGUUGAGAUAGGCGGUGUUUGGAGUGCUGGAAUGGCUUAUGGAAGCCGCGAAUUGGUCGAGCGCCAUCUGUUCAGUCUAUACUUCAUGCUGCCACUGGUAGCGGUCUGUGCCGGCUUCUUGUACCACAAUUGGUACCCUGCGCGUGCCUUUCCUGGCGACACGCUGUGUUAUGUCACCGGAAUGGCAUUUGCAGUGGUUGGGAUCCAAGCCCACUUUUCGAAGACACUGCUGCUGUUUUUCAUUCCCCAGAUCUUCAACUUCUUGCUCUCUUGCCCGCAGCUCUUUGGACUUGUCCCCUGUCCGCGACACCGGGUUCCAAGGUAGGCCCUGGUCGGUUUUUGCCGCCGAGGCUAAUAUCUUGGCGCAGGGUUGAUCAUGCGACGAACCUGCUGCACCCCUCGAAAGCCAUGUUCCUGCAGCCGCCAAGCGCAUUGUCAACUGCAGUGCUCAAGAUCCUUGCUGCAGUCGGCCUGACCGAAUUGACGGUGCAUCCUGGGAGUGGCAACAUUCUCGAAGCCAACAACUUGACCAUUCUCAAUUGGUUUUUAUUACGGCUCGGGCCGAUGUCCGAGAAAAGUCUCGUCAAAGUCUUGAUGUACUCUCAGGUCUGCGGGAGCGUGAUUGCCUUUGCCGUACGGUACGGCCUGGCGGGGCUUGUGUUUGACGGCAAUCGACGGUAAAGACCCGGCUAAUGAGAUGGCCCGAGGUGGAUGCCAUCCGUAAACAGACGGAACGGAGCGAGACCUUCUUUUUAUCUCCGCUCCCGAAUGCGGGGGUAGACGGGGCUCCGGGUAGGUAAUUCGUAGAGCACAGGUGAUCGGCAGAUAAAAAUCACAUGUCGCGACUAUUAAACAGGGGGUGAAUUCCAGGGUCUUGAACUCUCCACCACACAACUAUCAUGUCCAGAGAACGCAUCGCAUUUGCUGAGGAAGUUGCCCGGGUCGAACAGUGGUGGAAGAACCCCCGCUUCGCUCGAGUGAAGCGCCCGUACUCAGCUGCCGACGUCGUUGCUAAGCGGGGGACUCUCCCAAUCGAGUACCCAUCCAACGUCCAGGCGAAGAAACUGUGGUCCCUCUUGAGCGAGCAUGCUAAACAGGGCACGCCCUCACAUACCUAUGGCGCGUCAGUCUUCGAGCUCGUGGUCCACAACAUCACACUCACCGCUUGCAGAUUGGACCCUGUCCAGGUAACCCAGAUGGCCAAAUACCUCGAGACGGUAUAUGUCUCUGGGUGGCAGUCAUCCAGCACGGCAUCCAGCACCAACGAACCCGGCCCCGAUCUCGCUGAUUACCCAUCUAACACGGUCCCCAACAAGGUCGAGCACCUCUUCAUGGCCCAGCUGUUCCACGACCGGAAGCAACGCGAGGCGAGGGCCAACAUGUCCGAUGCCGAACUCGCCAGUGCUCCUGCUCCCGUCGACUAUCUCCGACCGCUGGUCGCUGAUGCAGACACUGGACACGGUGGACUGACAGCAGUCAUGAAGCUCGCUAAGAUGUUCGUGGAGAAGGGCGCUGCCGGAAUUCACGUGGAAGAUCAAGCCCCGGGAACCAAGAAAUGCGGCCACAUGGCCGGAAAAGUUCUGGUCCCCAUACAGGAGCACAUCAACCGUCUCGUCGCGAUCCGGUUGCAGUUCGACAUCAUGGGCGUGGACAACCUGGCCAUCGCCCGGACAGACUCCGAGGCCGCUACGCUCAUCACUUCCAACAUCGACGAUCGCGAUCAUGCAUACAUUCUCGGUGCAACCAAGCAGGGCCAGGAGCCUCUGCAGAAGGUGAUGACCGAUGCGGAGAGAGCUGGAAAGGUCGGCGACGAGCUCCAGCGUAUCGAAGACGAAUGGGUAGCCGCGGCCGGUCUCCAACUGUUCUCAACGGCGCUUGCCGUCGCGCUCUCCCAACAAGGCGUGUCGGCGGGAACGGUUGACCGCUUUGUGGCACGCGUCGCACGAUCGUCGUACCCAGAGGCGGUGGCAAUCGCUCAACGGGAGUAUGGUCUUCGCAGCGUGCCGUACUGGAACUGGGACAGCCCUCGGACCCGAGAGGGAUACUACCGGUACCAAGGCGGGACGGAGUGUGCGAUCAUGCGUUCGAUCGAGUACGCGCCGUACGCGGAUUUGUUGUGGAUGGAGACGAAAAAGCCUAUCUUGGAACAGGCGCGACAGUUCGCGACUGGCGUGCACGCAGCACAUCCGGGCCACUGGCUUGCAUACAACUUGAGUCCAUCGUUCAACUGGGAUGCGGCUGGACUGGGAGACAAGGACAUGGAGUCGUACGUCUGGCAAUUGGGAGCACUCGGCUUCGUGUGGCAGUUCAUCACGCUCGGAGGCCUGCACUCGAACGCGUACAUCUCGGAUCUGUUUGCGAAGAACUACGCAAAGACCGGCAUGAAGGCGUACGUGGAGCUUGUGCAGCGGAAGGAGCGCGAUCUGGGCACAGACGUGCUCACACACCAGAAGUGGAGCGGUGCGGACUAUGCGGACAACUUGAUCAAAACGGUGACAGGAGGUGUUUCAUCGACGUCGGCCAUGGGAAAGGGUGUCACGGAGGCUCAGUUCACGGCCAAGUUGUAGUACUUAGACGAGUAGAGGAAAGAUUGUUCAAUGUAUGCAUCACAUCACUAGCAAUUUCAUGUCACAUGGCUCCUUCACGUGCUCACGCACGGACCACCAC